ACAACAAACUUCGAAUCGAAUGAAUACAUUCACUGCGAAUUUUGUUUAAAAUCAAUGUUCGGCUUAUAAACGUAUAGUGUUCACUAGUAGAUUCAUUUAAAAAAAAAUGGAUUUCAUUCAUAAAAUUAUAGCUGUGAUAUUUUUUUACUGUAAUUUUAUUAGUUUUGUAUUUGUGUUGGGCGAUUAUGGUUAUAAUUAUGUUGAUUUGCCCAAUUCGCAUUUACCAUAUUAUUUUAAUAAUUUUCCGCAAGUGAUUCAACAGUGUCUUAGCAAUAGUAGUUGUAUAUAUCGGGGCCUAUUGACUAGUGAAGAUUAUAAUCAUAACAAAUGCUGGGGAUAUGAGCGAAAUUGUCUGGCGACAGAUGCAUUUUCACGGCCAAAAUGUGCAAAAGACAAACCCGUGUGGAUUCCAACUUAUGAUGAAUAUGUGAAAACAUUUUACGAUCAAGCCGAUUUUGGUUACGUUCGAAAUCAAAUAAAUGAGUUGAUGGUCUUAUGUACACCGCUCUUUCCAAAUGAUUCAAUGCUUCAAUGUUCUGAGAAUUUGCGAUUCUGUCAGGGACGAAAUAUAAUGAUUAAUUUUACCGAGUUGGGAGCAGAAAAACAACCAUGGCGGUAUCGAACGGAUAUAUUAAAAGAGGGACAAAUUGGUGGUUAUUGCAAGCUAAAUAAAGAACUUCUCGAGAGCCAAUUGGAACAUAUGAGUGCGUUACAAUCGUGGGCGCCUGAGUUGCGUAAUUUUGUUGCUUUUGAUGAACGACCAAUUGACACAAACAAAUGUGAUUUUGUCUAUGAGAAACCGGUGUAUAUCAUGAAAAUAGAUGCAAAUAGUAAUAUGUAUCAUCAUUUCUGUGAUUUUUUCAAUUUGUAUGCGUCGCUACACGUAAAUAUGACUCAUCCAGCUGCGUUCGAUACAGACAAUUACAUCUUUCUAUGGGAAACAUACAGCUAUGUCACACCAUUUUCGGCGGCAUUCAAAGCAUUCACCCAAAAUCCAAUAUUCACCAUUAAAGCGUGGACCGGCAAAAAUGUGUGCUUUAAAAAUCUGAUGCUACCAUUGUUACCUCGCAUGAUUUUCGGACUAUACUAUAACACGCCCAUUAUACAUGGAUGUCAGAACAGUGGUCUUUUUCAAGCUUUUUCUGAUUUUAUGCUUCAUCGGUUGAAUAUUCCGUUACAUCACAAGAGCGACGAUAGGAUUCGAAUUACAUUUUUGGAGCGAAAAACUAAAUUCAGACAGAUUUUAAAUUCCGAUGAAUUGGUCUUGGAACUUAAGAAGAAUCGCACAUAUGAUGUGAGAAGUGUUAGCUUUGACCGAGCCACGCCAUUUAUCGAUCAACUAGAAAUCAUUCGAAAUACCGAUAUUUUUAUUGGAAUGCAUGGCGCUGGACUAACUCAUUUAUUAUUUUUACCCAAAUGGGCCACUGUUUUUGAAUUAUACAAUUGUGAAGACUCAGAGUGCUACAAAGAUUUGGCCCGGCUUCGAGGUGUAAACUAUAUGACCUGGGAAAAUAAAGACAAACUUGUACAACAAGAUGAGGGUCAUCAUCCGAGUGGCGGAGGUCAUGCAAAAUUCACAAACUACUCAUUCGAUGAGCAUGAGUUUACACGAUUAGUCGAUAAAGCUGCUGAUUAUGUACUGAAUCAUGAUGAAUUUAAAAAAUUUGUAUUGUUCAACUUUGAUAGCGUGCACGAUGAACUGUAAAUGUAUUUGCUAUUGUUGAAUGUUCGCAAUCUCACAGAAAGAUCAUCACAUUUAUCUAUUUUGGCUGCUUAUAUAUUGAAAAAAUUCU
Molecule: messenger RNA, 1793 nt
Organism: Contarinia nasturtii (swede midge)
Lineage: Eukaryota; Metazoa; Arthropoda; Insecta; Diptera; Cecidomyiidae
Gene: Eogt
Product: EGF domain-specific O-linked N-acetylglucosamine transferase
Exons: 7
Coding region: 107-1705 (532 amino acids)
Cellular component (GO): endoplasmic reticulum lumen
Molecular function (GO): protein N-acetylglucosaminyltransferase activity
Source: RefSeq, a predicted model, not a curated record